Messenger RNA from Pestalotiopsis fici W106-1, 1239 nucleotides. RefSeq lists its product as uncharacterized. The record is from RefSeq and is a predicted model, not a curated record. The coding region runs from base 1 to 1239 and encodes 412 amino acids. NCBI's taxonomy places the organism in Eukaryota, Fungi, Ascomycota, Sordariomycetes, Amphisphaeriales, Sporocadaceae. The transcript has a single exon.
AUGGCUAGUACAGCGAGGAUCGAUCCUGCUUUGUUGAGCCCCAAUGACACGUUUGUGUUCGAGUUCGAUUAUGACGCGCCACCAAUGCGUCCCGAGCAGCGUGAGGUGUGCAUUCAGUGGCUUCGGUCUAUCCACUUUCUCGAACCUGGCGGCCGCAACGAGAUUAAUUGGCGAGUCAUUAAAGAGAAGUGGAUUCAGUUCUCACAAGAACGAUCCAAGAGUGUACACCUCCGACGCUGGCAAGAAAUGUUCUGGCCCUGGAUAGACGGCCUUGAAGGACUUUCCGAACGAUGGCCUGCGGCGGCGCGGACCCUCUUGAACCAAUGUGCGGAUGGCCCAGAUGCCAAGGCCUUUGAAUCUUUCGGUGCCCGAUGGCACGUGGAACCAAGACGGCGUCUGCAUACGGUAUGGUCAGGUCUAUUCAUGUUUUUGCUAUACAAUCAUCCCUGGGGUGGAACAAGAGAGCUUUUCGACAUGGGCUUAUAUGCCCCCAUAGAUGAGGACUGUGAAGUUUCAAGCCAGGAUUCAUUGAUCCUACCAGGAGAUGACUCGAAGUUGUCCUGGGAGUUAGGCGACCUAUGGAUGUCUCUCAUAUCGCGGUAUCCCCGUGCCCAUGUAAUGGCGGACACGCAUUCCCUCGUCAUCGAUGCUCUAAAGGGCGUUAGGGAAACGAAAGCGGACAACAAUGCGCUGCUCUGGUGGACGGCCAUCUUGGUACGGUCCGCAGUGUCGGUGUCCGACGGGAACGGCGACGACUGGAUCAGCCACGGGAAGUGUCCGUUCGGGAAUCUGUUGGCGCCAGACCUGGACUUGCUCAAACGAGUGGAAGCGAUACGACACUAUUGCAAAGUGAUGGUGCUGGACCACGCCAUGUAUACAUGGGCCCCCAGAAAUGUAAUACACGGGCUUUGCAAGGUUGAGACGCAGCUGAAUAGCCAAGACACGAGCUGGAUGAACGGGAUCGACGGGAUCCGCCCUGACGAGCAGCAAGACCAGAUCAACACGGAUUCGGCGGCAUGGGAAGAUGUGCUAUCGCACUUGAACCAAGUAGGGGGAAGGCUACUUGGAGGCAAGAAAGGUACAGCAAUGUAUGAGAUCAAUCGUCUAUACCGAGGGUUACGAGACUGUGUCAGGGAAGACACGGAAAAGACGGCAGGAGAAGGCGCACAGGGCCAUGUCUUGGAUAAAGUCAAAGAAGAGCACAAGGAGGAAUCAAAUCAAAGGAAAGAGUCAAAAUAG